Xyrichtys novacula (pearly razorfish) is the source of this 7717-nucleotide messenger RNA. Lineage: Eukaryota; Metazoa; Chordata; Actinopteri; Labriformes; Labridae. The record is from the annotation of a GenBank genome assembly.
GCUUUCUAUGGUCUUCCCGCCCUGUCGCAGUUAGAUCAGCUGCUCCUCGCGCUGCAUCUUCACACCGACUCUUUACGAAGAUGACCGGACGGGACCGAGUGGUUCACCUGCUCAGACAGCUGGAGCGCGCGGCGUAAGUUCGAUAAAAGUUCGAUAAUCGAUCAUUAAAGAAAGAGUCACAGGUAAAGGUGAGCUCGUGCAGCACGGAGCGGUGACGUUUAAAGAGCAGGACCGCCCACCAUGUUGUUUUUCUGUCUGAAGGGGAGAGGAGUCCGACCAAACCCCGUUCAAAAAUCUGAGGGUUAAGGAAAUCUGUGUUCUAAUGAGGGUUAGCCUCAGUCCAGAGAACCGGUUUAAACUUAAAUUAUAUCAGUAUGAAGAGUCUGGACCAUCGGCCUCAUGAUGGACCAUGAAGAGGACUAAUAAACCCUUUAGAAACCGGGUCAAAGAGUCUGCUGGGUGGACCUGGGAGACCGCCAGUCGCGGCCGGUAUACAAGACGCUGCGAGCGGAACCCCGCCUGAGCAAAAAGAGAUGUCUGCUGUCUCCCUGAAAAUGAUUCUCAAAGUAAGGAAAUGGCGCUAUUAUAUUCAUCAUUCCAUUAAAUGUGUAUUUCAGUCCGUUAGCGCUCUCUCCACCCAGCGCCGGGGCGGACUCGGAACGUCUUUUGUCUCACGCAUGCUCAGAUCACAGUUCUGCAUUAAAAAGUUAGCUUAUCCUAGCCACAUACAAAAUCCUUAAGGGGCGCCAAACAUAUGGCGCCAAUACGGUGGCCUGGAAGUGCAAAACACAACCGCAAAAGAGAAAACACGACAGCAAAUCAAAACACAAACGCAAAAGAGAAAACGCAAACACAAAAAAAGAAAACACGACAGCAAAUCAAAACACAAACGCAAAAGAGAAAACGCAAACACAAAAAAAGAAAACACGACAGCAAAUCAAAACACAAACGCAAAAGACAAAAUGCAAACACAAAAAAAGAAAACACGACAGCAAAUCACAUAUGCAAACACAAAAAAGACAACGCAACCGCAAAUCCCAAAACAGGACAGCAUCAUCGGUCUUCCUCUUCUUCUUCGUUGUAGUUUAAUAGCAGUUUACUCCGCUGGGGGUGGAGUACUACUGCCACCUGAUGUGGGAACGGGAAAGUAAGCGCUCGAAUCGACUCAUCUGUCCUUUGACCCGGAAAGGGUCAAACACGAAGCGCGCCUGACGAUGUAUUGCCGGUAUUGUGGCAAAGAGCUCCCGGGAAAACCUAACUUUUGUAGCAGUUGUGGGAAAAGGCUGCAAGAAGCGGACGGUGACAGUCCAUCAAGUAAGUUAAGGGAUGUUCAAUUAAUGUGUUCUGCUACUUGUGGGAGUUAAGACAUUACAGUAGCAGCGUUAAUGUGCGUCUCUUUCCUUCCCCUGCUCAAGCACCGGCUCCACGGCGGGAUGUCGGAAAGGCGGUUGCCCCCCUGCGUGACGAAAUUGACCAUAUUAAUAUCUCAAAAUGUAAAUCAGCACAAACGAAAAUGUUUGCGGCACGAACAUUUUCGUGCGAGACCAUUUUGAGCUAAUUUGAAAGAUAAGUGGGGACUGCUUUACCCACUGAGCAAAAGACGUAUAUUAGAUGUCUAGUCUAAGUUUAUACUUCAUUUCAACGUCGAUUUCGUGUGUUGUCGUGAAAGUAAAUGAGGGCCUGCUCUCUCUGUUGGAGCCAAGGUUAAAAAGCUGCUAGUUAGGCUAUCCAUUUAAAUUAGACAAUGAAUUCUAUUUUGAUGCCAGUACUGUUGUUUUUGGUUAUCCAGUGGUAUUUUUUAUAUAGUUAAAUUUGUGUUUAACUGUGAUUGUCAUAAAUGUGUUUUUCACUAUGUGUGGUAGAAUUGGGACGCAUUACUUGAAUUAUUCCAAUAGUAUUUUGUUAAUGGAUUAGCAGUGCUAUAGGAAAUUCUAAUAGUAAAAAUCUAAAAGUAUUGGUAUUGAAUUUUUUUUUUUACCAAGAGCGAAAGGUAUUUAUUAUGCAUUAUGUUCUGCUUCACAAGUUGCCAAUUGUACUAAAAAAAAUAAAAAAUAAAUUUAUAAUGGUUGAUCUACAAGCUCACACUGUUCUUUUUCCAUGUGUUUUCUUUCCAGCCAUAUUGAAUAUGGCCUCUAAUUAUUUGAAAGAGUGGCAGAGAAAAAGAUCUAGCGAGGGUGAUUUCUUGGAUGAAUUCACUAGUGAUGAGGAUGUGUCACAGGAGGACACACAGGCAGUAUACUGCCUUGACCACUGCAAUAAUGUUCGAUAACUCAAAAACUAAAGCAGAACAAACGAACAUUUUUGCAGCACAAACCUUCAUAAACGAUGCACAAACGAUUACAAGACUUGGUGUUUUCAAAGUUUAGAAACACAGUGACUAAAGAAACAUCAGUGGGCACGUUUUUGUAAUUAGUCAUGGUUCUCAAAGUUCAUUAUUUGUUGUUAUUAUUAAAGCUGUUCUAUAAAGGUUAAAGCACCAUAUAAAAGUAACCCAUUAGUAAAAUAUCCUGUGCGGUUCUCCUCCUCUGAUCAUAGCGGCAUCCUUAGCAGCAUUCUGUUAUACAGAAAUAAGAGACCCAAAAUUUUACAAUAUUUUUUUCUUUGUUUUCCUGUAGCAUCACAGACUAUUCAAACCCCUACUCUUCAGACCUUUCUGGAGUACAGAAAGAAGAAAGCAGAGGAGAGGCAAAAGUUUUCAUGUGGGAAAAAGGCAGCAAAGAAACCAGAGAAAGUCCAGGCAAGUUGGGUGUGGCUCAGAGCGAGAGUGGGCAAAGUAUCUUACAGACUAUCUUUUGACAUUCUCCAUCAUCUCACUUCUCUUAAACUAAGCCUGAUGGCAGGCACAGUUUCAUGUUAACCGUAUAUGACAUAUGAUGACAUAUAUUUUAGCUUGGCUUCGGUGCCACAACCCAUGGUAGUCAGACAAUUUCUCUGACUCUUUGUAUUAACUUUGUAUAUAUUUGCUAGUUUCUGUCCAUAAUGUAUAAUUAACUGUGGCAUGCAAAUAUACAUUAUAUUACCAAUUAACUGUCAAUUGAUAUUUAACAUGACCCACUAACAGUCCACUUUUUAAAAAAAUCUUGCAGAUAAAUGUUGGUCUGGUGAGCAUGGUGAAGGGAGGUGGUCUCAAGCCACUGCGUGGGAGAAGUCUGUGCCUUUCCACACAUCCUGACAUCACUGCCCCAGAUCUGCUUGAUCAGGCUGUGAAAAAAAUGAAGGACUUCAAUAAAGACCUCGAUGAUGGACCUUUCAUCCUUCUUUAUCCAGAUUGCUCUGAAGUGGUCAAUGUACCUGGCACAGAGACACCAUUUAUGUUAAAGACAUACAAGGAGGAAAUUGGCAAACCAUAUCAGCGCAUCACCAUUUACAUCUGCUCCAAAACCGACUUUGAGGAAGGUAAAUUGUGUUAUGUCCUAGUUGUGUCCAGUGCAAAGAUGCCUGGCUGUGUUAUAUAGAUUUUGAUGUAGACACUGGGUUUUUAAAAGAUGAGAUGUUUUAAUGGCUUACCCUCACUUUUGGAUUAGCAGUUAUGAAUUUUCACUGAAUCAUGUGAAAUAGGUCCUUGGAUUUUGUUAGUCUUUCCUCAAUGUGUUUUCAGCAUUCAAUGUUCAUGCUCAGUGAACCAGCUUGGAGUUAAAAAAGCAUUUUCUCUAUGUUUUAACUUCUUCUCAAGCAUUUAUCAUUCAAUUGAUCUUAGUUUUGUUUAAUGUUUUGCAGUUGGAAAAUUGUCUGCCACAUGUGACACUGACUCUGACCCUGAGAUUGUUAUAAAGAGAAAUACAACGCUUGAUCUAGCUGAUACACUGGUAAGUGCAAUUUUUACCCUAUUUGGGUGACCAUUUACUGGUGCUAAACAAAUAUUUGUCUUUACCACAGCCAUUUGAACCUUAUAACAUGAGCAGUCCUGUACACAAUGAGCCUGAAGAUCUGUAAGUACUUAUGGUGUGUGUGUAUGUGUGUGUGUGUUUGAUGUUUGCUUGCUUUUGUAAUGUCACUUCUAUAUUUUGUAGUAAAUUAUGAUUUCUGCUUCUAUGCCCUCUCAGGAACAGUGCUAGGGGGCUUUCAUUGUCUUCUGAUCUGCCACAGGUAAUGAGUUUUUAAAACGAAGUUUGUGUAGGGAUCACUAGGUCAAAGAUUUUAAAAAUUGUUGAUGGGCCACAAAAUUGAUAUUGGUGCACCGAUUUUAUAGCUGUGUUUUUUUAGUUGUAAUUUAUGUCCUUGAGCACUCAUGAGGAGCUGUCUUUAUUUGCUAAAAUAUUUAGCAUAUUUCUACAUUUCUAUAUUUCUUCUUUCUUUUCAGACCAUAGUAUUGGAUAAUGACCACGACUAUGCUAGUCCCUCUGGAUGUCAUGAUGUCAAGAGCUCAUGUUACAGGUGUGUUAUAUCUUAUCUUAAAUGUUAAAUGUUUGACAGAAUACUUGUGACGCAGCCAACAAAGGUGUCGACUCGGAAAUAAAACAUUUCUGUCCUGACAAGGAUAAGGUCUUAUGUUUAAAGCAGAAGAAUUGGUCAACCAUUUGAUAGGGCAAAUGCCUGCAUUUCUGAAUUUAUUAGUGCUUUGAAUUGUUGAUGUUCUGCGCAAAUAAUAUCUUCCUUUUUCAGAACUUACACUGACCUCUUUGGACCUAUCAUCAUUGAUGAUGAUGAUGAGGAUGAAGUUCCCAUUCCUGACAAAACACAUGACAUGGCUUCUGAAGAAUUUGAGUGAGUCAUAGACAUUAGAAAAUUAACCAACUGUGUGUUUUCCAUAAAAUUACAUCAUUCAAAAGUGAGAAGUCACUAAAAUGAACACCUCAGACUUUCCCUGCCUGUAACUGCCUGCCUCAGGUCCAGUUGUUAAGAUGUGUGUUUGAGUAGAGUCCAUUGAAAAGAAGUUAUUAAAUUAAAUGUGCUCAUUGUUUCAGAGAGUGACUCAUCAGCAUCUCUUGUACAUAAAUCAACAUUUAAGUAUAUUUUAGAGUGUAAAGUAAGUGUCUUACUUUUUCUUUUCUUAAGACCUACAAGUGUGCAGGCAGCAGAAGUAAUUGCAAAUCUGGCACUUGCAAUUGACCACAAGAAAGUCAGCCGGUUCAAUAUAUCAAGAUCUGAUGUGUGGGAUGGAGCUGUGCGCGGAUUUCGACGCAGCACAUACUCCGAAUCCAGUGACAUCUUCGUCAAGUUUACAGAUGACGCCGGUUCCUUUGAAGAGGGGUUGGAUACAGGUGGGCCAAAACGAGAAUUCCUAACACUUCUCAUGACUCACCUCAGAAAUCGCCCCAUCUUUGAUGGACCUCCCGAAAGACGAUAUCUCGUGUACAAUUCCACAGGUGGGUUUAAUAAUAGGACAGAUUGUAUUUUAAAAAUGUUAAGUUUCCAAUCAUUUCGUCAUCAUUUUUUUUUCAAGUGAUGUAGAUGAUAAUCAUGCAUAAUUGUUCUCUAACCUCUGUAACAGCUGUCAGGGAAGACGAAUACUUUCUAGCAGGCAAGAUGAUAGUUGUUUCCAUUAUACACGGGGGACCUGCACCACAUUUCCUCUCAAAGGACCUUGUCAAUCACCUUCUAGGGAAGACAACUUUCAACGCCACUGUGGAAGAUGUAACCGAUGAGGAGUUACGGAAAGCUCUGCGUCAGGUAGAAAAAGAUCUCAACUCAUGGACUGAAUUUGCUAAGGGGUCACAUGAAAAUUAUUUCAGAAAUUGAGAGUGGACUAUGCUCAAGGUCAUAAGUUAUAUUUAUGUAAAGGGAUGGAUUUCUUAUUAUUUCAAUGAGAAGUAAAGGCAUUUAAUCCUAUUGGUAUAAAAUAAUGACAAACAUUUUCAGGAUUUAUAUCUUUGUAUUUUUCUUGCAAUAAUUGUUUUUGAAUAGGUUCAGGAAGCUGAAUCGGACGAAUCUUUGCAAGAUGUAAUUUUGCAAUACAGCACAAUGUUCCAGACAGCUGGAUGCCUCCGACGCACUAAAGUUCAUGAGAGGCAUAUGCUCAUAGAGGACUAUCUGAGGUGGUACAUCCUAGGACGCAACCAGAUUGCCAUUCAAAGGUAAGUUAUCUUAGGCUGCUUUUUUACUAACGCUCGUCAAUAAUAUUUUAGAAAAGUUUUUUUCUUUCCUCAUCAUUUUUUCUCUCCUCCUCUCAUGCUCCUCUCGUCAUCCUCCCCUCCUCUUCUCCUUUCCUCCUCCUACUUCUCUCCUCUCCUUCCCUUCCAUUCUCUCCUCUUCUCCUCUUCCUCUCAUGCUCCUCCUCUCCUCCCCUCCUGAGUGGGUGGCAGCUUUCAAAAGGUUGACAACCCCUGUCUUACACAAUAUUUGUCCUUAAUAGAUUCAAAGAGGGACUGGCAAGUCUGCAGUUUUUGACUGCUCUGCAGCAGCAUUCAGGUGUGCUGGCUCCUAUUCUGUGCCAUUCUUCCAAGGCCCUGACUGCAUCAGAAAUGGAGAGCCUCUUCCGUCCAGACCGCAGCCCAAGAGGCAGCAACAGGUGGCAGAAGGAGAACCAAACAAUUGGAUUUUGGGCUGACUUUCUUCUGGAUUGCGAAGGUUUGUCAAGGCUUUGUUAGAUGUUUAUUAAUUGUAGUGUAGUUAUAUUUAUAAUUAGUAUUUUCUCUGAUCAAAUAUAUGACUAACUAAAAUGUUGACUUUUUUGUCCUUAGAAAAAGUGGCAGCAGUGUCCCUCGAAGAUGUGCUUAUGUUUGCCAGUGGCUUAGCAGCGCUUCCACCAGCUGGAAUGACACCCUCUCCAAGUAUAGAGUUUUUAAUCGAUUCUCCUUUUCCAAUGGCGUGCACCUGCACAAACACUCUGAAGCUGCCGCUAUUGGAUACUUACAGAGUCUUUAAGACAAACAUGGAGUUUGGAAUCCAGAAUGCUCCAGGAUUUGGAUGUUUUUAGCUGCCAUAGGAACCUUUCAAGCAUAAAAGCGAUUUGUUUACCUUUGUGAGGGCUUAUGUCUCUGCAGUUAGCUACAUGCAUAGUUUAACGUUCACCUGUGUGAGGGCUUGCAUAUAUUUCAGUCUGUGCAGUUAGCUGUAUGCACAGCUUACCCAUUAUAUUAUCUGGAUCCUUUAUGGUUUUCUUUUGUUUAUUACUGGUUCUUUUCGUCUCUCAAUAACUUUAUUUAUUUUAAUUUUUUUAUUAUUAUUUAAAAUGUUGAAAUAACUGCUGGACACUGUACAGUUUUAGUAAAAAUGUUUAAUAAAGUUAUACCUGUCACAGUUUACAAAAAAAUGAGGUAUUCCCAAUUCUUGUCCACAAAGAUUCAUAAAAAUUUAGAAUAACAACUAAAGUGGUUAAAAAAUGCUCUUUUUUUUCAAAUAAUUUAAGUCAAAAACCAGUGCCUCCCACCACCAUCUACACAUAUUAAUAUAACUAUACACAUUCUCACAACUGACAGUAGGGAGACAUGGUUAGGCACUGAAGAUCGGGGGAAACGCCAAUCUGCAGGGCUGUUAACACUGGUUGGAGCAGCAGGGUAAGGACUGUGCCAGCAGCUGGACCCCCCUAAACUGACUGAUGAGUGGACAAACAUAGUGGAGAGCAGCCCGACCAAAGGGACCUGGGACUCAGUCUCUACAGCCCAGCUAUUUGCUUCAGAGUGGUGUAAAGGUCUGAGGCUGUCCUCCAGUCUUGUGGCUGUUGUAGUCUGUUUUGUUCCACAGCCUGUUGUAGGUAUUCCUCAAUGUCUGCAUCACUGUAAAAAUCAAUCUCUUGUCUUGCCUCGGGAAACACAUCCAGCUCUGCAUCUUCAACAAA